This is a messenger RNA of Chionomys nivalis (European snow vole), 1507 nucleotides long. It is a transcript of the gene Fndc9, whose product is annotated as fibronectin type III domain containing 9. The coding region runs from base 119 to 799 and encodes 226 amino acids. Lineage: Eukaryota; Metazoa; Chordata; Mammalia; Rodentia; Cricetidae. The record is from RefSeq and is a predicted model, not a curated record. The transcript is spliced from 2 exons. Gene Ontology annotation, molecular function: protein binding.
GGUGAGAGAGAGAUCGGGGAGAGCCUGGUGUGGAGGAGGGAGAAGCACAUCGUCUCGGAUUUGGUCCCCUCUCAGAGGAAGAAGCCUAGCCAUACCCACUGCGAGCAUCAGAACCGGGAUGAACAUUGAGGUUGGGAACGUGUCUUACACGGGAGCCAUCGUCUCCUGGUCGACCUCGGAGCCCUGCUUGGAGGACUAUUACCAUAUUAUGUACAGGCCUAACUGGAACAGUAUCUUCUCCAGCUAUCUGCGCUACAGCUUCCAUCACGAGGAGAAGGUACCUCGAACCAUCACCUCCGUGGCACUGGAACACCUCGCCCCUUCCACUCUCUACUUCCUCUGUAUCAGCUGCAAGAAGGCUGCCUUCCCAUACAGUCACUACUGUACCAUGUUCCACACCCUGGAUAAGAGUCCGCUGGCUGCGGGGGGCUCCCUGGUGGACCCCCAAAUUUCCCUUUGGGUGCUGAUGGCCAUCCUACUGGCCUGCUUCACUGCGGUGUUGGCCUUUAUCUGCCUCCAGUUCUGGUGCAUCCGCUGUCAUGAGCCUCGAUGGUCUUACAGAGCUGGCCACAUGGAGGAAGCCAAUGGGUUGGUAAGAUGGCCGGAGGAGGCCCCAGCCCUGGGUCAGAGGGAAGAAGACCUGCAAGGGCUCCCCCUGGUGGAACUGCCACGCAAGAACUCUGAGAUGAGAGCAGAAGCUGACCCAGAAGCAGAAGCCAACCAGGAUGUGUUGGGUGUGGUGGUCUUAGCUAGGGAGGGCGGCAACCAACCAGCCAUACUGCCUCACUAUAGAGAGUGAGCAAUGGGGAGGAGAUGGCCCAUUUCACACAGCCUAAAAUGCUCUGUAUACUGCAUCCUAUGUGAAAAUUCGUCUAUAAGCCACCCACUGCUCUCCUCUCUAGUUUCAGUGCUGUAUAGAUGGGUGGGGUUGGAUGGAUGCCAAAUGACAACGGUCCCCAAGCUGGAAAACACAGACCCUCCAGGUAUGUCAGGGGCAAACAAGGCGUUGCUUCAGUGUCAUUCAUUUGGAGGCCUAGCUAAGCACUGCAGGCUUUGCUUCAAUAUUAAAAUCAGUUGCAGCUACAUCACAGAGAGAAAGCCCAAGGAGCCUUGCCGGACCUGAAUCUGACAAUGUACCUGAAAGAAAUGCUGAGUCAGAUAUGCAGCCUGAGCUUUGCUUUCCGACGUUCUUUUUAAAAGGAUGAAGGUCUCCUUCUACUUCUGGGCAAUCAUACACCACACCCUGCGUCUCCAGGUUCAUUGCUGUCUAAAGCCACAGACUGUAGCAUCACUAUUCACCAUUAGCAGCUGACACCUUUUAUUUAAACUGACCACAGCUUUAAAACGCAGACUUUUAGGAGGCAGCUUUGUGUUAUCCCAUAAACAAAAACCCAGGACCCUGCUGUUAUAAACAGAAGGGAACAGGUGUAAGAAUAAAUACAACAAAAUAAUAUGAAAUUUGAUGACUCAUUCUGCCUGCCAAUGCUUCUGGCUUUAAGAGCAUAUC